GGCAUACUACUUCAUAAUUAAUCACUACUAAGAAAGAGUAUAUAAAUGUUCCUUCUAUUCUUCUGCUUCUGUGCUGCAGAUAAAGUGAAAGAAAAACAUCCAACCUUGAGUGAGUGGACAAGGUCUAUGACUCAGAAAAGAUUGGAGCUUAGCCGGUCAACACUAGAUGGAUGUGAAGAUGGAAGGCUAGACCCAUUGAUCAAGGUACUAAAAAGGAAUGGUAACCCGCCAAAUGAGCAAAUUCAAGCUCAAAACACAAACUGUCAACUGGAUAGGGACCAAAGGAAGGAGCACUCUGAAAGCCUGGUUGCUGCUAUCAACAAGCUCACUGAUGCUCUGGUAAGAAUUGCUGAUAGGUUAUAAGAAAGAAAAUAUAUAAUAACUCAGCAACUUUUAGCUUCCUGCAAUAUGACAAAGUAUGCAAGAAAUAGAUUUCCAGGUGUCUU
Rubroshorea leprosula is the source of this 446-nucleotide messenger RNA. Lineage: Eukaryota; Viridiplantae; Streptophyta; Magnoliopsida; Malvales; Dipterocarpaceae. The record is from the annotation of a GenBank genome assembly.